GCUUCUACCGUUGUUGGCUAUUCUAAGGCUGAGGAUAGCCCCAGAAGCCCAGCCUGUAAAACACUACCAUGUUCUGAUAACCAUAGUUGGGCAAUCAAGCAAUGUUGAUUUCUAUGGCAUCGUUUUCUCCUCCGACUCGACUCUCAACCACUCCUUCAUCGCACAGUAAAACUUAUCUCAGCCACAAAUCCUUCAUCUCCCUCAGGCCCAAGAACCGAUUAUUUCUUCCCUCUACUUGGAAGGCUUCUGCAGCUGAAAAUGGUAUUGGAACUUCAGGGUCAGCUGCAACCGUAGUGGAAGUGGAACCUCAAACAGAGCAGUUGGCCCCGGAGCCUCCCCCGCCGGUGCCGGAGAAGAAUGAUGGCCCUGCCGGAAAUAACGGGUCCGUUGCGGCAGUGGCCGAGGAAGUGAAGGUGUUCUGUAAUUUCGAGGACCCAAGAUGGGUUGGAGGUACAUGGGACUUAAAGCAAUUUCAGAAAAAUGGCGGGACCGAUUGGGAUGCUGUUAUUGAUGCUGAGGCUCGGAGGAGAAAGUGGCUUGAGGAUAACCCAGAAUCAUCCAAUAAUGAAAGCCCUAUAGUUUUUGACACCUCCAUAGUACCUUGGUGGGCAUGGAUGAAAAGAUUCCAUCUCCCUGAAGCUGAACUGCUUAAUGGUCGUGCAGCAAUGAUAGGAUUCUUUAUGGCCUAUCUGGUGGAUAGCUUGACAGGAGUAGGUCUAGUUGACCAAAUGAGCAAUUUCUUUUGCAAAACUCUUCUGUUCAUAGCGGUGGCGGGGGUUCUUCUGAUCCGAAAGAAUGAGGAUUUGGAUAAUCUCAAGAAGCUAUUGGAAGAGACAACAUUUUAUGAUAAACAAUGGCAAGCAACCUGGCAGGAUGAGAACUCGAGCAGUUCCAAAACCGAAUAGUGGGAUUUCUGUUUUGUAGUUCCCACCUUCCCCCUUCUGUCUUUUAAAGUAGUAGUCUAUUUAUCUUGUUUGCCCUAAGCAAUGAGAAGAAUGUGAACCGGACAUUGUAUCUCAAUUCUUUCUGUCAUUUUAGUGCAGAUGAAUGAUCCAAAUGCUCAUUCAGAUAGUUUCUAUAUGACGUACGUGUGU
Neltuma alba is the source of this 1094-nucleotide messenger RNA. Its product is annotated as light-harvesting complex-like protein 3 isotype 1, chloroplastic. The transcript has 3 exons. The record is from RefSeq and is a predicted model, not a curated record. The coding region runs from base 102 to 905 and encodes 267 amino acids. NCBI's taxonomy places the organism in Eukaryota, Viridiplantae, Streptophyta, Magnoliopsida, Fabales, Fabaceae.